AUGACUUCUGCCGAUAACCUAUACAAAACGCUUUUACAAGCGGAGAAUCCUUUUCAGAGUUUAACAGAGUUUGUCAGCCAAGCAGAAGAUUUUCAAGCUGGGAAAACUUCUUGUGAUGUUGUACAUGACUACUUGAAAUUAUCUGUGAACUGUCAAGAAAUUUUACAGCUUAUCAAAAACACAUCAGCAUCUAAUGCUCAUAAUGUUGUUGUUUUAUUCCAAACCUUAACUCACAUAUUGUUGCGCUUGGCAAAGGACUUAAGUAUUUUUGCAUCAACUGGACAGUCUAUUGUUAAUGAAGUUCUUGCUCAUGGAAUGAAAACUGUUUUUAACUUUUUGAACUUUAAACAAAAAGCAUCAAGAAGUAAGGCAGCUUUGCACCUGUUGUCUGCGAUGGUUGCUUUAGGAAAGCAAGCAGCCCACAAAGUUCUUGCUCAGUUGGAUUUCUCCAACCCUAUAUUUAUUUCUCUAAUAAAUAGAUCCAAUGUGUCAGAUGAAGAAGAUGUUAGAGCUGCUUUUCUUAAUCUUAUUGUACUUAUUAUGAGAGUGUGUGACCAAAGCAGUAUAAUAAAGCUAGUUGAACUAAAAGGUUUUCUUAAUGCUAUGAUGCCUGGACUUAUCUCCGAUCAUGCUUCAACAAUAUUAUUGCUGCUGAAAACAUUUCAAACACAGAUUGUUGAAAAUCCUGAUAUAAGUCGAACUAGCAAGCUGCACUUAUUUACAGAUUAUACAUUGAAGUCUGUCAUAGAGUUAUACACAUGGAAAGGACCAAAGAAAGCAAGAAAAAGUUCAAAACCCAAAAAGCGAAAGUUGGGAGAGGAUGUUGACCCAAUUGCUUAUGAGGUGGAUGAACAAGAAGCUCUAACUGUUCAAACCAUGGCACAUGAAUUUAUGUUAUCAGUUUGUUGUUCUCACAAACAUGGAAUUAUCUUUUAUGAUCGAACUUUUGGUACAUCAGGACAUAAUAUGAAUCAUGUGAUGACAAAAAUUUUGAAGAAUUUUCCAAAUCCAUAUUCAAACUGGCUAAUGUCCGAAUUUGUGAUAUCUGCUUUGAAGGCUUGUCCAGAUCAGCUGAAAUUUUUUCUGCCUAGUUUGAAAAAUAGCUUUCGUCCCAGAAACUCUGUUGCCUGGUUGCAAACAGUGGAUUUUCUGAAAAGGAUAAUAAAUUCUCAAGAUCCUAUUUCUUGCCUGUUCAGAACUCAAGAAAAAAGGUCUCUUCCUUCAUUAGUUCUUAUUGCUAAGACAUUAUGUGUUCCAGACAUUAUAACUGCAUCUGAAUUAGAAGAAACAUUUCAGAAUGGAGAUCCUUUGCUGUGUUACUACAUGUGUCAAUUCUUGACUUGCAUUUUAAGACAAGUCGAAAAUAUUAUCAUAUUUUGUGAACAAGCCAAUCUUUCAGAAGUGCCGUAUUCAGCGAUGGAUAUGUCUUCAUUUUGUCAAUUAUUUUUAGCUGCUGUCAUUCAGAGUUUUCCUUUUGAGAAAAUUUUUAAAAGUUACCUGGCAAAACUUGCAUUACUUCUGAAGGGAACACAGUCAGAUGAAAAAAUGGAAGCCAUAACAGAUAGUACUGAAAAUAUUGACUCUACACCUUCUGAACAUGAAAGUGAAGUGAUGCAAGUGGAUGAAGUUCUUGAAAACCAGUCUGCUACUACAGUGCAAAAUAAUAACUUAGAAUCUGAAAAAAUUCCUCUGCCUGCCCUUUCAAAACAACUUUCAGAAUUCCUUGAAGCUGUAAAACUUGUAAAGAAUAUGUACGUGCUUUCCCAUCAGAAGUUUGAUUCGAAUUUGAAUGAAUUGUUUUCUUGCUUGCAACAGUGUAGAGAUACAUUUUCUACAGAAGAAUUAUUUUCUAUUCACAUGAAAGUUAUUGACCUUUUCAUUGCUAAAGGUGAAUCAACUGCCUCGCUUUGGACUAAGAAUUUAGCAGAAUCUCCUCUGGUUAAUCUUGAUAUUUUUCUCACUUCAAGUAACCCUUCAGUGAAGCAUUCCAUAGCAGCUCUAAUUCACAAGCUUUUAGUCGGUACUGGAAUAUUUGAUCAAUGCAAGUGGGAGGCUGAUGCCUGGGUCUCUGCUUUGAAAUCAGCAAAAGCUAGACAUGUACCGUCAAUAAUUGCAUUCAUUAAUGAUGCAAUCUAUACAUUAUUACAAGAACCAAACAAGUUCAUUGAUGAUAUUGUUAAUACUACUUUGGAGAAAUCUUCUUCCUCUGAACCUGUUUAUGAUUCUUCAAAAUAUUUAGAAGAUUUGCUCUCGGAAGAAAAUACAGGGAAAGAAAAUGACUCUGAACAUCACACUCAGCAGUGUUUUAGUUCCUUUGUGCCAGCUGUUCUUAUGCAGCUAAACGAAAUAUCAGAUCAUAAAAAUAAAGGUUGCAAAUUAUUUGUGGAAACUGCUCUAUGUGAUAUAAUUCACCAUCAACAUUUACCAUCAAUAUUUUUUGCCAUUAUUAAUAAAUAUAAACCAGCUCUCAACUCCAGCAUUUAUAAAUAUUGGGAAAUGCUCUCUACAUGCACUUUUGAUUGUAAGAUUGACGAAUUGGCAGAUUUAAUUGGCGACAAUGUUUGCAAUUCAAGAAUUGGAGAGCAUUUGCGAAAAAAAUUCAUUACUUCUCAUUCUUCAGAAACUGUCUGUGCUUGCAAUAUAGUAGAUGUACCUGAUGAUUUUGACUUCAGCUACACCAGGAGAAUCAUUUCACAAAUAUUGAUGUACAUUAGUGUUGACAUUUCUCUCAUUACUGACAGCAAUUCUGAUGCGAAAAUUAUCCUUGAUUAUUUUAUACUUCUAAAAAAUCUUUUUGAUUUUGUGUCCAAUGUGCUUACAAAUGAAGCAACAGGAAUAAAAACGGAAUCAACUAAGCUUCUUAAGGAUAAACCUCACUUAAAAUUUGAAAUUCAAGAAAUUGUUUCUGAAAUCUUAUACCAUCCCAUAGUCCACAAACUUUUUCUUCAAGCUAAAUGUUCACCUCAUUGUCAAAAAGAUGUCUUUAAAAUGAGUGUGAAUUCCUGUACUGAUCUGGUUGCCCAUAUUGCUGACAAAAUAUUGAAUGAAUCUCAAUUUGCUAAUUGUUGGAAGCAUUUGGGUCCAUUUAAAAAUAAACUAUUGAAUUUUAAUCUAACUUUUGAAAGUAGCCAUGCUUCGGAAGUUGAACUCGUUAAUACAGAUGUUGAUUUGUUUGUUGUCACAGGAUCCUUCUCAAACAUUUUAACUGCUGUAGAUGUAACAAGACUUUUAGAAAAUAUUCUGAGCAAAGGACUUGAUGCAGGAAACUCUAGUUCAUCAACUGUUCUAACUUUGCUGAUGAAGUUGUAUGUUGAUAAAGCAGAAUCUAUUUUUCUUUCUUCAGACUGUAUUAAUUCAUUAUUUUCUCACUAUGUCACACUACCAAAAAAGCAGAAGGAAUUAUGUGUGGAAUACAUAGUAAAAAUAUUAGAAAUGCAUCCAUCUUUUUCAUUACUUCUUAAAAAUGAUUCUUGUCAUUACCUGAUGAAAAAUCCAAGCAAAGAGUUACCUGUCAUAGGUCGUCUGAUUGAUUACAAUGAAUGUUUUAGACGGUUAUUGCAAAAUGAAAUAAUAGAAAACCCUUCCAAGUUCAAAACCUGUGCUUUUUUAUAUUUUGUUAGUAAAUGCAUAGUGAAAUGUAACAACUUUGCAUCACCCUUGGAAGAAGAUGAAAAUUUUUUGAAAUCAAUAGCACUGUUAUUUUGGGAAGAAUUGACCAAAUUUCUGCAAAUGGAGGAAAAAUUACCUGAACCUUUAUUUCAAGAAAAUGUAGUUGAGAAGGCUGUUAUGAUGAUAUUCCAAAAAGAAAUUUUGCCUUCAAAGAAAUUGUCCAAGUUCUUAAAAAUGAUUGAAGAAAACCUCCAGGACAGUUCUGCUCCUGAUUCAUUAAAGCUGUCAAUUUAUUUAAAUUUGCUGAAUGCAUUGAAAAUAACUGCACAAGGAAAAACAAAAGCUCUUACCCGGAUUUUGAAGAUAUCUCUGCAUUGGUUUACAGAUGCUGUGUCUAAACUUCAAAAUCCUUCAGAUUUUUCGUUUACUCCUCUUGUAGAUUUUGUGCAAGAACUUUUUGAAAAUACAGAAAAUGUAGACAUAAGUGAAGCUGUUGAUGUUGAAAAAUUGUUUAGUAAAAUUUUGAAGGUAGCCAUGAAGUGUAAUGAACAUGGAGUAAAAUUUCUGAGAAUUUUGACAUCUCUGUGCAAUAUGGAUGGUGGCAAUAAAUUAUCAGCUCAUAAUAUUUAUAAGCUUGUUGUCGGUCAUUCAAAAUUUUUUGACAUUAUGCUAUCUAACAAAGAAGAAUAUUUAAAAGAAAGUGUUGUAGACCUUCUGAUCAACAUCAUAAAACUGGAUGGUAAAGUUUGCAACGAAAAUCAUUUAGGCGUGUUUCUUGCUUCUUAUGGGGCUACAAUGUCUUCAUCUGAUCAAAAAUUGCUGUGCAUGAUUAAAUUAUUGUCUGAUAAUGAAAUAGAUAUGAGCAAAUAUAGGCCUUUUUUGUGGGGGAAAUCAGCUAUUACUCAUUACUCGGUGAUGAAUGCAGGGAACAUGUAUUUGUGGAAGCAACCAAAACUGCAGGAUGUUCUGGGCAUAUUUAUUUCGUCAAAAAUUGACUAUACAAUUUUACAUUAUCCUCUUGAAUUAGAUAUAAUGGUAAGCAUUUUUUUUAACUUGAUAAAAUUGAUUGCUAAAGAGUGUAAAAUAUAUGACUUGCGUUUUAUUCUACCUUUGUUUUCAAAUUUAUUAUCUCCAGGAUCCUUUGUCCAUAUUUUCAGUUUUGUGAAUUCAAAAGUUCUGAUGCUUAUAUUUAUAUCACUCAGCAGUUUUGAUCCAAAAACUAGAGCUAUGGGAUACUACUGUCUUUCUCAAUUUUACCAGCACUUAGAAGGUGCACGUUUUCGUGAGAAGGGUAUUUGGCUUUGUUUAUUGGACAGCGUGAGAAAUUCUCUAACUUCGUCCAAUCCUAGGAUACCGAGCAUUAUUACUCUGUUUUUAGCGAAGGUGGCUGAUAUUUUCACUAAACCAGAGAGUAAUUUAUACAAGCCUCUUUAUAAAUUCAUUAUGUGCAAGCCAGCUUUAGACAUUGGACAAGUUCCUGAAUUCUUCACUUUGUUUAACAGCAUUGAAAUUGAGCACCGAAUUCAAAGAAUGUGGCUCUUAAAUCUUCUUGCAGAAGGUUUGCGUUCAAGUUUAGAUUUUCACGUUUGUGAAAAGCGUCACAUAGUUAGCACUGUUUUGUCACAUUACAAUAGUUCACUUUCAACACAACAGGAAAAGAUUGCACUACUUGGCUUUCUGCAAUCAGCAGUACUGAUUGGAUCUUCUGCUAGGAUACUUUGCCAGAGCAAUUUAAUUUCGUGGCUUCAUGGAAUAAUCGAAACAAUAAAUUUAUCAGAUGUAGACAUUUUAAAGAAUAUAUGUUUGCUGGUGAAAAAGCUGUGGAUUACUGUUCACAACAAGUGCACUUUCCAAAAGAAGACAAAUUCUGAUCCCACAGCAGAUCAGAGUUCAUCUUCAAGUGAUAAAAUUUCAAUGUACAUAUCAUUCCCUCAUGAAUUUUUGUUGAUGCUUCUCAGUAUUCUUAAAAAAGCAAGGCUCUUAGAUGCUGAAUAUUUAACAAUUUAUCUUACUACACUGAAAUCUGUCCUGGACUUCGUGAAAAACUUCAAAGUGCAUGUCACAGUUUACACAUCUAGUUUAUCUUUCGAUCACAUGAUACAAAUUUAUGACUUGGGCACCAAGUUAUUAGAAAAAUCAAAAUGCUCAAAUUUGGACAUUUCUGAAGAAAUGUUAAACACUAAAAAGUGUCUGUUGCUUCUUCAGAAAAUUACCUUACACUGGGUUCCAUUAUUAAAUGAAAAUGUCGCCGAGGAACACUACCAUCUAACCGCUUCUUUUGUGCUCAAGGUGUUAACAUUAAUAUUGCAUUUCAAUGAAGGAUCUCACUCUCCUGAAGUGGCUGAGUGGUUGUAUAAUUGCUUACAAGAAGACAAAAAGUGCGUCGUACCAAAACUCAUAUUUUCGUCUGAAGGUGAGAUAUGUCUCAAUCUUAUUUUGAGACAGUUUGAGAUGUCAAUGUUAUGCGAAGCUGAUUAUUUCCAGAAGCAAGAACAGUUGCAUUUGAAUGAAACAGAAAAAGGAUAUAAUGGCUGGAAGAAUGUUCUUCUCCAUUUCCAGAAAGUCUCUUUGUGUUCUAAUUUAAAAACUACCUGCAGCUUUUUCAAUGAAAUAUGUUCUGUGUUAUAACUGUUAUGUACUAUAGUACU
Uloborus diversus is the source of this 6257-nucleotide messenger RNA. Its product is annotated as nucleolar pre-ribosomal-associated protein 1-like. Lineage: Eukaryota; Metazoa; Arthropoda; Arachnida; Araneae; Uloboridae. Gene Ontology annotation, cellular component: nucleolus. The transcript has 35 exons. The record is from RefSeq and is a predicted model, not a curated record. Bases 1 to 6237 code for a protein of 2078 amino acids. Gene Ontology annotation, biological process: maturation of LSU-rRNA from tricistronic rRNA transcript (SSU-rRNA, 5.8S rRNA, LSU-rRNA); maturation of 5.8S rRNA from tricistronic rRNA transcript (SSU-rRNA, 5.8S rRNA, LSU-rRNA).